Messenger RNA from Pangasianodon hypophthalmus (striped catfish), 3705 nucleotides. RefSeq names its product protein diaphanous homolog 1 (gene diaph1). Lineage: Eukaryota; Metazoa; Chordata; Actinopteri; Siluriformes; Pangasiidae. Gene Ontology annotation, cellular component: actin filament; cytoplasm. The record is from RefSeq and is a predicted model, not a curated record. The transcript has 10 exons. Bases 16 to 1434 code for a protein of 472 amino acids. Gene Ontology annotation, biological process: actin filament polymerization. Gene Ontology annotation, molecular function: actin binding; microtubule binding.
AGUGCAUGUAUAUGCAUGCUAACAAAGCUCUUUUUUUCUCUCUGUCUCACUUUUUUUUUAGCAAAGAAAGAUCAGGAUGGAGGAGAGGAUAAAGUAGCUCAAAAGAAGAAAGUGAAGGAGCUGAAAGUUCUCGAUUCCAAAUCGUCCCAGAACCUCUCUAUUUUCCUGGGCUCAAACAGACUGCCAUAUGAGGAGAUCAAAAAUGUAAUUCUGGAGGUGAAUGAGAAGGUGCUUACAGAGAACAUGGUGCAGAGUUUGCUGAAGCUGUUGCCUGAGGAGGAGCAGCUGAAGGUGUUAUCAGAGAUGAAGGAUGAAUAUGACGACCUCGCAGAGUCUGAACAGUUUGGAGUGGUGAUAAGUUCGGUGAAGCGUCUGAAGCCGCGGCUCAGUGCCAUCUUGUUUCGGCUGCAGUUUGAAGAGCAGAUAAAUAACGUGAAGCCAGACAUUGUGGCUGUGACUGCAGCGUGCGAGGAGCUGGUCAAGAGCAAUAACUUUUCCCAGCUCCUUCAGAUCAUCCUGCUUGUAGGCAACUACAUGAAUGCCGGCUCACGCAAUGCCAAGGCCUUUGGCUUCAGCAUCAGCUACCUGUGCAAGCUCAGAGACACCAAGUCCACAGAUCAGAAGCAGACCCUCUUGCAUUUCCUGGCAGACAUGUGUCAGGAGGAGCAUCCCAACAUCAUGCACUUCCCUGAGGAGCUUAUUCACCUGGAGAAAGCCAGCAGAGUCUCAGCAGAGACACUCCAGAAAAAUCUGGAUCAGAUGGGGAAGCAGAUCAAGGAUCUGGAAAAGGACAUCGAGACUUUCCCUCCUCCCCAAAAUGAAAAGGACAAGUUUGUCGAGAAAAUGACUAGUUUUGUGGCGACUGCGCGAGAGCAUUUUGAGAAGCUCCAGCUGAUGCACAUCAACAUGGAGAAGCAGUAUGAAGACCUAGGCAAAUACUUUGUGUUUGACCCCAAGAAGAUCAGCCCCGAGGAGCUAUUCGGAGACCUCAACAACUUUAAGAACAUGUUCCAGCAAGCCGUGAUUGAGAAUCAGAAACGUAAGGAAGCAGAGGAAAAGAUGCGUAAGGCCAAACUUGCGAAAGAGAAAGCCGAGAAAGAGAAAGAGGAGAGACAGAAGAGAAUGAACGCUGGACACUCACUUAACAUCAAUGACGAUGGCGAUGAGACUGGUAUCAUGGAUGGCCUGUUGGAAGCGCUGCAAUCAGGAGCUGCUUUCAAAAGGAAGAGAGGACCACGGCAAGCAGGAAAUCGGAGAGGAGCUGGCCAUGCAGUGACAAACAUUCUUGCAAAAGAACUGCUUCAGGAAGACACCAAGGCUACAAAAAGCGUCAAAAAGACCCGAAUGGACAGUGAGAGCAAGAAGGCGGAGUCAGCAGAAGACACAGGUUCACUGGAGGAUCUCUUGGACGAUGCCCCACUACGGUCUAAUUAGGAACUUCCGGUACUGACCCUCCCUUUCCUGCUGAAGGAGUCAGGGGGUUGAACAUUGCUGGGGGCCAAAUGUGACGGCAGGGCUUUCUCUGACCCACACCCCAUAUAAGCCUUCAUGGCUUCCCAUUGGCCAAUUUUACUGUAGAGGAGGGGAUCUGUUGGCCCCGCCCCUAAUUGGAGUGCUACACUCAUACCUGCACUCAUCCACUGCCCUAUUUUCAUCACUUUUUUUCGUAUCUUAUUUUUACACUUCUUGAAGGUAAAAUCAGAUCAACCCAAAGAUCUGUUCUUAAACUUUGACACAUACCGGGUGUUACAUUCCAGGAUGUUUCUGCACUUAUAUUGAGUUUCUUUUGACUUUUAGUUGUUUUUCAGUACUUCGUAUCUACACGCAGAAAUUCAGUUUGUAGUUUUUUUUUUCUGGAGCCAAGUGUAACUACUAUGCAAAAUAUACUGUAUACAGAGUGUUAAAGAUAAAGUGAAUUUCCAUUACAUUAGCACAAGCAAAACAAAAAAGUGCCAACUGAUAGCUUAGAAAUGUACGUACCAGCAAACUGUUCAAUAAGAGUGUGCCUUUAAGUGGAGUGGAAACCAAACACAGGCAGGCAUGUUCUCAGACAGUUCAUUUGAGAGAGAGAGAGAGAGAGCGCGUGUGUGUGUGUGUGUGUGUGUGUGUGUGUGUGUGUGUGUGUGUGUGUGUGUGUGUUAUAUUGAAGGUCAGGUACCUCAUUGUGAGACUUUUUCCCCCAAUAUUUCUGCUGUUUUUGUUUUUUUUCCCUUUAGAAAGCUCUAUCUGCAUAUCUCAUAGCUAAAUCCAGAAUAGUGUCUCAUUAUAUCACCACAGUGAUGGACAGUGUGUGUGAGCAUUUACGCACUGCUCUGUAUAAUUACUACAGUGGAUAAACUGUCAUAAACAUCUCAAAAACAGUUCUGUUUUGUGUAUGUCUGAGAGCUAUGGAUAGGCAUGUACUGAAUUUCCCGCACACUUAGUCGCUGCUCAGAAAGUGCUGCAGUCUGCGCCUGUUAUCCUGUCCUUGUUUGAUUUAAGACAGAUUUUGACUUUUACUUGUGCCAGAUGAACAAACAGUUCAUUCCCUGCAUGCAGGGAAAUCUUUAGCUGUCAGCACAAAACAGAAUCAGUAGAAUAGUUCAGUUACUGCUCUCUCUGUUCUCAGAUACAUAGCUGAGUUUCAGUACUUCUGCUGGAAAUGAUCUCAAAUUUAGCGGAAUGUCACUUGCUGCGUCACUGCUCUUAAACAUAUAAUCAACUAUUUUACUGUUUGCUGGAGCAAUAUACACAUUUCACAUUUCAAGUUAGAUGUCUGUAAGGGUUUUUGAAAGACAUUUUUGUCCUGAAUGUACCGUGACAUCAUCAUAGGUCUUAAAACACUGUACACACGCUUAUUGACUGCAAGGCAUCCUGGAUGUUCUGCUGCAGUUAUUCGAAUAUGCAGCUGCUUGUUAGUUUUCUGUUUUAUCCUGAGAAGUCAUCUUCCAUAAAACAGUUUGUAUUGUAUGGGUGACUCUGUAGCAUGUGUGUAAGGAUGAUUUAGCAAUUAUAAAGCCUCUACACAUCGGCCGAGCCAUUUAGCUUGUGUGAAGUGCACUUUGCAAAUCAGUUGAGGAAGAUUUAGCCAUAGAACUGACUCUCACAAGCUCUCCUUUGUUUUCACUCACCUGGCAUUAAUACCAGGGAAUCAUUUGUGUAUAUGAACUCCAAGUCUUGUAGUCCAACAAAAGAAAUGGUGGAGAAAAAGUAGUUUUAAAUUCAUUUGCACCUUGCAGUUCAGAUUUCAAGAGACUUUGAUGCUUUGCAUUUGUAAAAUUUUGCAAAAUAGCAGAGAAAGGCUUCACUCUUAUACCAAUGUCAAAAUAAAUCCAUACAACAAAGUGAAAGCAUGGGCAGAGUUUUUCAGAGCCCUCUGGAAGCCACACGUCAGUUCUAACUUUAGGUCACUGAUGGCUGGAUUAGAGCCUCGCAUGGCAUUUACUGAACAUUCCAUUUACUGCACAUUCAAGUAUGGUAACUAAUUGAUUUAUGUACAUGCUGGAGAGCAUCAUUACAUCACUGGAUUGAGAAAAAUACAAUGCAUAGUCUUUUUUCCAUUUUAUGGACAGAUUUUCUAUAUAAAUUUUUAUUGAUUGUUUUAUUUUUAAGAUUAAUGUAAUUAGAAAUACAAUUGGUAAUGUGUGUGUAUAUUGAAUUAUCUUUAGAUAAAUGAAUGCUUUCAAUUCUGUUCAUCCCUUGCCAUUAAAAAAACCUUUAGUAGUA